ACAUUAAAAUCUCAAUUUUUGUGUUCAUUUGCUCAUAACAUGGCUGAUAACAAGCAACCACAAUUAAACGGUGCAUACUAUGGCCCUGCGAUUCCACCGCCAACAACACAACCCCGCUACAGCCCCAACAGCUAUUGCCACCACCGUGAUAGAAGUUGUUGUAGCCAUCUCUUCGGGAUCUUCUGGAAGCUUCUAAUUGCACUUAUUGUUCUCUUCGGUCUCGUAAUCCUUAUCUUCUAUCUUAUUGUUCAGCCUCGCGUCUUUAAGUUUUAUGUGACGGAAGCUAAGCUAACCCAAUUUGACUAUAUCAACAACACACUACAUUACAACAUGGUGCUCAACUUUACGGUCCAUAACUCAAACAAAAAACACGGCAUCUAUUACGAUAAAGUGGAGACUCGAGCAUUUUAUCAAGGGUCAAGGUUUGCAAAUGUCGAUGUGAUCACACACAUGAACUCAUUCUGCCAAUAUAAGAGGAGUAGUGAUCCCAUGAGUGGCGUUUUCUCAGGACAACGACUAAUGUGUUCUACAAGACACACUGAGAAGGCCAAAUCAGGUCUUGUUGCUAGCAAAUACAUUAGGCUACCAACUAUCUGCUUGUAUCUUUUCUCUUCACUUGCUUUUCCUCUCAACAAUGAUCAAAUAUUUGAAUUCAACAAAGACAAGAGUCUUGGGGUUUAUGAUAUCGAUAAAAGUCACGGAAUUUAUGAUAUCCAUGUGAAACUUUACUUUAAAAUUAGGUUUAGACACGGAGAUACAAUUUCUCGCAAGUAUAAACUCAAGGUGAAAUGUGACCUCAAUGUUCCAUUGAGCUCUAGUAAUAAUGAAACAUUUACAUUUAGUAAUUGGGUUUUACCCAACAAGUGCAAAGUUGUGUUCUAG
Messenger RNA from Trifolium pratense (red clover), 882 nucleotides. Its product is annotated as NDR1/HIN1-like protein 10. The record is from RefSeq and is a predicted model, not a curated record. Lineage: Eukaryota; Viridiplantae; Streptophyta; Magnoliopsida; Fabales; Fabaceae. The transcript has 4 exons. The coding region runs from base 40 to 882 and encodes 280 amino acids. Gene Ontology annotation, biological process: defense response to other organism.